UGUCACGCUUUGCCAGAACCGAACGACGGCGAGGCUGUGUGGCAGAUGGCGUGAGCGACCGUUCUCCGAAGGCGCUUAGCAUCAACCUGAUCGGCCCGUGGCAUGCUCGGAAUGUGUGCCAGACGCUGCGGUGGAGCCUCGUAAAACAACCAUCAUGCCGUGGCGUUCUGCGUCCAUGCAAAUCCCACCCAGUAAUUCAUCGAUCAGGGGAACAUCAUGGCAAGCAAAUCCGGGGCGGAAGCUCCCAGCAUCGGCGUCCAUCCGAGUGUUUUGUUUCUUCGGCAAAACCCAUGUUCGUCGCAAUACAUUGGUAGCGUGCAUUGGUCAUUGUCGAAGCGUGGUUGCGAGCUGGGAGCUUGACCUCGCUUCGCGCGGGAUGCAUGAAUCGCUUGACGCAUCACGGGACUCAAUUGCACUCACGUUCAGGAUACACUGCAACCACCAUUAUGCUAGGGUUCGAUCUCUCAAUCUCCACAAGGGGAUGAGUUCCACGGACUCGGUUACAUUGAGAGUGAAUCUGUAGAUGCGUGGAUGCUUGCAAUAUCUGACGCCUAUCUCGUUCCCCCAACGUUAAGGUUUCUGUACUGCUGUCGCCUCGGUCUUGGCAAAGCUUUCUCAUCUUCCUUUACAACCACCA
Molecule: messenger RNA, 637 nt
Organism: Baudoinia panamericana UAMH 10762
Lineage: Eukaryota; Fungi; Ascomycota; Dothideomycetes; Mycosphaerellales; Teratosphaeriaceae
Exons: 1
Coding region: 155-523 (122 amino acids)
Source: RefSeq, a predicted model, not a curated record